Messenger RNA from Sinocyclocheilus anshuiensis, 3876 nucleotides. Its product is annotated as AT-rich interactive domain-containing protein 3B-like. The record is from RefSeq and is a predicted model, not a curated record. Gene Ontology annotation, cellular component: nucleus. The transcript is spliced from 9 exons. Gene Ontology annotation, molecular function: DNA binding. Bases 242 to 2059 code for a protein of 605 amino acids. Gene Ontology annotation, biological process: regulation of transcription by RNA polymerase II. Lineage: Eukaryota; Metazoa; Chordata; Actinopteri; Cypriniformes; Cyprinidae.
GCUCCGGCUGGAGGAGGAAAAGUCGAGGGGACUGUGGGAGUCCCUGAGCGCGCAGUUCGGGAGGUGAGGUCAGGCGUUUCCCCUUUGGCUGGCCCCACUGUCGAGUGUUUUUUUUUCCCUCUGCAAACACCGAGAGGUUUAUUACCGUUCUAUCAGAGGGGAUAUUACACGUUCGGGUGGAUGCACACGUACUUGGUGCGCUGAGCAAAACACGCACGGUGGUUUAUCUAGGAAAACAGUGAUGGUGGACAAUUCCAGUAGCAGCAAAGCGCAAGUGCCCAGCUUGUCUCAGGACAGCGGUCUGGCUGGUGCAUUUUCUCAGGUGGCUUUCGGAAGUGCGGCUGGAGUCAAACUGGAGGCGGUUAUGGAGCAGCUCCAGAGACAACAACAAGUUAAACUGGAGAUGGAGCGCAAGGAGAGACACCUCAGGGAAGCCCAUAUUCUGUACACCCAGCAGCUGGCUGCACAGCAAGCCAUCAUGGCCUCCGCCAGAGCUCAGGGCACCCCAUUAACCCCUGAUUUCUACAGCAAAAACUCCAGAGACAGAGCGCUGAAAGGCGGCCAGGGGCCUCAAACUGUCAGGGGGCCCAUGAAAACUGGCUCUGACCAAGUACACGAGGAAGACGCUGCUGAUGAGAUGGACAGAGGAAGAGGGUCAGAGGGGGACGAAGACGACGACGAUGAGAUGAUGGAUGGGGAAGACGGUAGCGAAGAAGAGGAAAGCGAAGGCUUGGAGUUCCUCAGGAAGCAAAGUCUUGCUCUUCAGCAAGUGUCUGUCGGAGUUCCUCCGUAUACAUUCCCCGUCUAUGCCGCAUCGCCAUCCGCUGCUAAAAAACGUCCCCUGUCGCCGACCACUAAGGUGAAAGACGAACCGGAAGACUCCCUUCCCGACCAACAAUCGUUCAGCACACCAAACGGACUGGCUGAUUGGAGCCUCGAUGACUCAUUCAAACAGAAUGGAAAUUCAAGUUGGAACGAGGAAGGCGAGGGUGGGAGAAGCCGAGGAGAGGCCUCCAGAGACUUUGCCAAGCUUUACGAACUGGACAACGACCCACAACGGAAGGAGUUCCUCGACGACCUCUUUGCAUACAUGCAGAAACGAGGUACACCUGUGAAUCGAAUCCCCAUCAUGGCCAAGCAGGUGUUGGAUCUGUACAUGCUGUAUAAGCUGGUGACUGAGAAGGGAGGUCUGGUGGAGGUAAUAAACAAGAAGAUCUGGAGGGAGAUCACCAAAGGCCUGAACCUGCCCACCUCCAUCACCAGCGCCGCCUUCACCCUGCGCACACAGUAUAUGAAGUACCUGUACCCAUACGAGUGUGAGAAGAAGGGUCUGAGUUCCCCUGGAGAGCUGCAGGCGGCCAUCGACGGUAACCGCAGAGAGGGCCGUCGCCCAGGAUACAGCAACAGCCUGUACCGCUUCUCCCCUUCCCCCAGUGCAUCAGCCCCUCACCUCCUCUCUCCUCCUAAAAUGCACCUGCCAGCCACGGGACAUAACGGACUGCAGGCAACCCCCAGUCCUGCCCUGAAGACAGCCACAGUCCCAGAGGACGGUCCAGCCUCCAUGUUGCCGGGUCGACUCCCCCUAGCACUGGCUCUCGGGCAUCAGCAGCAGCUGGCACGGGCCGCCACCCUGGAGCAGCUGAGGGAGAGGCUGGAGACCGGCACGCUGGAGGGGCCCGAGAGGAAGAUGGCACGUCUGGCGGAGGAGCAGCAGAGGCUACUGCAGCAGGCUUUCCAACAAAACCUGCUGGCCAUGGCAUCCCAGGUGAACCCCGCCAACCUGCGGAUGAACAACACCAACACCCGCGAGGACAAACAGGACCUGUCUCUCAGCAUCUCUUCUAAUGGCUCUGCUAGCAUUAAUGUGUCUGUGGAGGUCAAUGGGAUUAUUUACUCAGGAUCCUUAUAUGCUCAGAAGUCUGGAGCUGUUCCCACCGCUGUCACAGCCAUGUUCGCAGGCCAGACCUCCACCCUCAGUCCCCGUAUCCCCUCUUCCUUCUCCUCUUCCUCCUCAAAGGGCUCUGACUCUGUGGAACCGGCCACAGGAGGGUCACCCUAACGGUCACCAGCUCCACGUACAAAACAGCCAGUCAGUCCAACCCAAACUACAGUCUUUCCUCCGAGCGGCGGGAGCCGUUCUGCCCUCUAGAGGCGACAUAGCAAAUCCCAGUCUGCCUCCCGCACAAGCCACAGCUGUGUUUUCUCCUUCCAGUGAAGAGAGGACCACACACAUACACUUUUACAAACUCAUCAGCUGUUAAAGCUCAUCACGGACCCCACCUUCUCUUUUCUACAAGAUGUUUUCUCAGGACUGAGAAGGUUUUUAAAGAUGUUUGAUUCAACAGAAUACCUCAGCUGUCUUAAUCUCAGUGCUAUCGUGAGUGGAAACACUUCGGUCGGUGAUCGUGUAAUCAUGCCUUUCCGCACCCACAGUCAUUCACUCACAGAGAUCUGCGAAGCAAUCAUGGCAUGAUCAAAUCUACUUCUGCCAAAGUCACAUUUGUGAGGUUGUGGUUGACACUUUUUCUCUUUUUUGCUGUCUAUUAAUUCUCUUAUUUAAAGUUUGCUGAAUUUACCUCAUCUGCAGUGAAUUUAAAAGACUCAGGAUCGAUUAUGAUACUGCUGUGUUGCUCUGUCUAAUUUGAUGGAUUUUUAAAAAAUGCUACAAUCCCCAUCAAGUGUUGCAAAGUUGGUUUGGUAAGAAAAGGGGUCACAGAUAUUCUUUUUUCCUUUUUUAAAAAUUAUUUACUUGAUUUUAUUGUUUUCUAUUUCCGUUGUUUUUUAGCUUCUAGAUACAGAAAUAUUAAUAUGAUUUGAAAAGAGUUUUGAGUUUGAAACUGCAUUUUACACAGCGGAGAGGUUUUGGUUUUUUGUUCUUAUUUAGACAUUUACAGGCAACAGUUUGGUUGAAAGAUUUUUCUCUACCUCAGACACAAGACAAUGUAUGGUUGAAAGGAAAUUAUGUGGACACACUGUUUGUGUCGCACAUGUCAGUCAUUUCAGUGCGUUGGACGAUCAUUUACAGGCUCGUAAAUAUAAGGGCCUUGAUUAAUGUACUAUUCUUCUACUCUGCUGCGCAUUCGAGUUCUUUAAAACAAACCAGGUCACGGAAAAGCAGGAUAACAUUCAAAUCAAAGGAAGAUUGGAUGUUUUUUUUAUUUUGUAUUUUUAGUUGUUGAACUUCAGACCUCACGUAUCUUUCCAUAUUGGAAAGCGAGUUUCUCAGGAAUUGUAUUUUUUUUUUCCUUCAUAAAACUUUUACUUCAGAACCUCGACGCAGUCUCGCUCCUGAAACGAAUGACACUAGAUAUAACUCGGACGGUGUGGGACUGAAAUAUCUACCUCACUCAGGUUUUACCUCGGAUGUAGUUCAAUGCCUGCAGUACAUCACUGAAUUACCUCAGAAGUACUGCUGUCUUUUAAUGCAAAAAAUAUCUCUCAGGUAAUGAAUUAGCAAAAUACCUCAGUGAAAGGCAGAACUACGUUAAUACGGCAGUGCGAGAUGAGAUUAUUGUUUGAAGAGUUAAAUGCAGUAUCUCAUAUCCAUGAAGUAUUGAUUAUCGCAAAAACUGUCUUCCAGUACUUCCAAUACACUUCCAGUAACAAUCAAGGCUUGUUGGCUGGUUAUGUUCACGUACUCAUGCUGAUUUAGCCUCGUCAACAAUUAGCUUUACAUUUUAGCUGUUUAGAAAUCCUGCAUUUGCUUGACCCUGGGACCUGCUGGGAUACAGACACUUUUAGUUUCUUCGGUUUUAAUUUCUAUAUUCUUCAGAUAUCGGCAUAGCUGAAAACCAAAGACCAUGUGUUUGUUAUCCUCUUUGAUGACCUCACUGUAUGGACACAUGCAACUUUACACAAUGAAAUUAAAGUCUGAUC